AUGAAGGCUGCGGUACUCACAGGAAAGAACGGAAAAUGGACCAAGGUCACGGAUAUUCCAACGCCCAUAAUUUCCAAUGAUCAACUAUUAGUUAAAACAGUUGCAUUUGCUGCAAAUCCUACCGACUGGAAGCGUAAUUUUCCAGUUAAUGCUGGCAAUGUCACCGGUGCUGAUGCUAGUGGAACAGUGGUGGAAAUUGGGUCCAACGUGACCGGUUUUGAAGUUGGGGAUGUGGUUUCUAUCCUGGUUCAAGCUGGAACAAAUAAUGGUGGUUUCGCUGAUUACGUUGCGACUGUUCCUGGUUUUGCAAUUAAGCACGACAAGAAUGUUGUCAAGGACACUCCAUUAAGUCCUGGGAAUCAUGGAAGCGGUCCUAUUUCAACUUUCGAGCAAGCUGCUGCGAUUACUCUCGGUUUGGCAACCAUUGUGUAUUCGUUUGUGGCUGAAUUAGGUAUCUCACAAAACACUCUGGAUAACAAGGACAAGGCUAUUCUCAUUUGGGGUGGAUCUACCGCUUCGGGCGUAUUGGCAAUCCAACUAGCCAAACUUAGUUUCGGGCUAAAGGUUUUCACAACUUCCUCAAAGAAGAACCAUGCGUAUUUGAAGCAGCUAGGCGCUGAUGCUGUGUUUGACUACAGCGACGCGGAUGUUGUUAGUCUUAUUAAAAAGGAAGCUGGCGACUCUAUUGCAUUCGCUCUUGACACCGUGGGUAGCGAAUCUUCACCCCAACAGGUUUAUGAUUCCACUGCGAAUUCCAAACAUGUGGAAAUUGAUAGUUUGUUGUCGAAAGGUAAAGAUAGUAUCACCGUUGACCCUUCGAGACUGGUAAAUCAUCACACGACGGUUGUGUAUCGGGCUACCGGUGCAGAGGUUACACUUGCUGGGAAGACAUUUGAAGCCAAUGAGGUCGCUGCUAAGAAAUACCUCGACUAUUGGACCAAUGAGCUUCCGAAAGUCCUUCCUCAACUUCGGGCGCACAACUUGAAGGUUCUCGAACCUGGACUUGAAAGUGUGAAUGAGGCCUUGCUGUUGUUGCAUGAUGGUAAAGUUAGUGCACAGAAGAUUGUCUUCAGGAAUAGACUCCAAUAG
This is a messenger RNA of Meyerozyma guilliermondii ATCC 6260, 1089 nucleotides long. RefSeq names its product zinc-binding alcohol dehydrogenase family protein. NCBI's taxonomy places the organism in Eukaryota, Fungi, Ascomycota, Pichiomycetes, Serinales, Debaryomycetaceae. Bases 1 to 1089 code for a protein of 362 amino acids. Gene Ontology annotation, molecular function: oxidoreductase activity, acting on NAD(P)H. The transcript has a single exon. The record is from RefSeq and is a predicted model, not a curated record.